UUCACCUGUACUUUCAGAAUAAUUUACCCACCUCCCACAUAAAAAAAGAAACAGAAACACAGUUCAGUAAAAUCCACAUCUGUCACAUCUGGUCAUUGUUCGGUGAAUAAGCCUUUAGGCCUGGUGUUGAUGGUGUGCUGACAACUUGUUCAGGGGGUCUUUGACACGGCAAAACUCUGGGAACCCCCCAAAGCUUCUGCAUAAUAGGCAAAUCUUGAAGACGCAGAGGGUUAAUUUCAAGCCCCCACCACCACCACCCACAUCUCCAAUUUGAAAGCCGCCUCUCUACCGGGAGAGGAAGGCUCUUUUUCGGUCAGAUGGCGUGCUGCAGUCCGCCCCCGUCAUUCUCCAGCCCACACAGACAGCAAAAAGGCAGCCAGCAACCAAUACGGUGCGCCGGAGGAGGAUUUCUGCCAGUGAUUUCAGACGAGGUACGAUACGCAAAGGGGAUUUACUACGCCAAUCUGAGCCGGGGAAGCUUUCGGCAAUAGGUAACAGGUUUCGCUCCGGCAGCACGGACCUGUGACAUCGGUGGUUAGAGAGACACCUUUGCGUAAUUACGCCGGUCUCCUCUCUGCACAUCCGUCUACCUGACCUGAAGAAGUGCCCAGUGCCAUGUCUCUGCCACGCACACUUGGGGAGUUGCAGCUCUAUCGGGUGCUGCAGAGGGCCAACCUGCUGGCUUAUUAUGAAACCUUCAUCCAGCAGGGUGGUGACGACGUGCAGCAGCUCUGUGAGGCGGCAGAGGAGGAGUUCCUGGAGAUCAUGGCACUAGUUGGCAUGGCCACCAAGCCACUGCAUGUGCGUAGGCUGCAAAAGGCCCUUCGAGACUGGGCGGCGAACCCUGCCCUGUUCAGCCAGCCCGUCUCCAAUGUCCCUCUCGGGGGCAUCCCGCUGUUCAAAGUUGAUGGGACGGGCACGAGUGGAUCAGCAGGUGGGCCCAGGAAGUCCGUGAGCAACGGGCAGCCGGGGUCACCCUGUGAAAGGGAGGACCGGGCAUGUCUCACUCCGAUGCACAGUGGGAGUCCAAGAAGCCCCUGCUCCCAGGCCUCCCCACAGCCACCAGACAUGCACUACAGAGAAAAACUCUCACCCAUGGACCCGCACUGGCUGAGCCCGGAGCCAGAUGGCAACUCCACUUUGGCUUCUGCACCUGGAAUGGAAGAGGAGCCACCCAGCCCGCCUCUGCUGUCAACAUGUCCUCCUGGCCCUUCCACAUCCCCGAGCCCCUCUGCCUCUUUUGCCCCUGCAGCCUUGUCAGCCUGGCCUGGGGGUCAGCUGGACGGGGAAACAGCGAGGGCGGUAGUGGAGAGCGUGGAGAGGCUCCUCAGGACCCUGCCCAGGUCUGAUCCAGCAGAGGUGAAGACUCUGCUGAGGAUGAACAAGAAGAUGGCAAAGACUGUGGGGCACAUCUUCAAAAUGGGGUCCCAGGACGUGAACAAGGAAGAGGAGAUCCGCAAGUACAGUCUUAUUUAUGGACGCUUUGACUCCAAGAGGAGAGAAGGCAAGCAGCUCACACAUCAUGAGUUGAUCAUCAAUGAAGCUGCAGCACAGUUCUGUAUGCGCGACAAUGCCCUUCUGCUGAGACGGGUGGAGCUCUUUUCUUUGGCUCGGCAGGUGGCAAGAAAAUGUGCCUACACCUCCACACUAAAGCAUGCAAGGACAAAUGCAGAUGAGAACAAUGUGGUGUCUCAGAAGAGAGCGAGACAUGAGGUAAUUGUGCCCGAGUGCGUGUCGUCGCUUCUUGGAGUGGAGGCCUCAGAGGGCUUGACCCAGAGGGCAGACGACGACAGCCUAUCUGCAGAAAGCCUCGACAGUGUAUCACAUGACAUUGGCUCACAGUGCAACCAGUCUCCCUCCCCUCGUCCCCACACCGACACCUCCAACCCUGCCAGCUGGAGUCGCCAUCUCAUACAGCAAACGCUAAUGGACGAAGGGCUGAGAUUGGCUCGGAUGGUGUCACAUGAUCGGGCUGGCAAGAUCAGCCUAGGGUCAGAGGGAACUCACUCCACAGACCACGACAGUAAAGUGGAGAGGCGGAGCUCGAUAACAGCGUGCAGGAGCAGUAGCCCUUGCAUCACCAAAGACGACUCCAACCACCGGGGGAAAUGAAAACGCUCUGAGGUUAUCAGGGAACUCGAUGCGCUCAGGCCUGCCACUGAACUCUACUCAGAGUCUGUUGUACAGGCUGCCACUGAGCAGCUUUUUCCACGUGUACUUCACUGACAUCACAAGUAUCUGAUUGUGAGAAGACCACUGCAAAAUCAUCACAGCAGAUAUCAGAUUUUAUCAGCAACUCAUUACGUAAACCCAGUGAUUUCCAAACACUGAAGUUGUGGAUCAAAGUUCAAAAAUGUUCUGUUUUGACUUUAUAUUCAGUAAAUAUGUAGGGGAGAUACUUUUUUGUUUCACGCAUGGACCACAUAUCCUGCAGAUUUUAGCUGAUAGAAAAAAAAAAGAAAAAACAUUUUAUCAGAAAAAAACUGAUAUUUUUGUUAAAUGAAUUGAACUGUUGUGAGCAGUACCAUGUGUUGAAAAAAAACAGGCCACCUGUUUCACAUGAAAUGGGUUUGACACAGCAGGGGGCACUGCAACUUUGGAAAUUGACUCUCUUAACUUAAUCCAGCCUGAGUAACAAACUAGUUAUGGAGGGGGAAUUUGUUUUUAGUAUGAAGACUUUUAUCAACGUUUUCAGUAAGAUAACAUUCUCUGCAGUUCAUCACCCUCAGGAAACAAACAGAUGUUCUGGUUUUGACAGAAGUCAGUGUGGUAGUCAGGUUAAGUCAGACAUAAAUGAUAUUCCUUGAUAUUCAAAGAAGAUGGAGAAGGAAAACAGUGAGCGCUUGUGGCAUAAGUUGAUCUAUAUUUCCUAGUGCGUAAACACAAAUGCCGCCGUCAGGCUCAGAGGCCUUUUGCCCUUUGCUGCAUCUAGUCACCUGACAGAUCUGAACAGGCAUGCUUAGAGGUCUAUGAGAUAUGAAGCCACCAGUCUGCAUCAUUCACUCCCUCACAUCUGUCUUUAAUAUUUUGCACAGAUGGCUGAUAUGGUGUUUGUAAGAGAUAACGCUUCAGGCUUUCGUUUGAGGCGUUUCAUUGUUUUUAAUUAUGUGAAAACGCACUCAGAACACAUUUUCUAAUCUCAGUGGCAUGAAAUAAGAAUACUGACGUUUUAUUGAUUUCCAGUCGAGAGCCGAUUUUUCAGUGGCCUCUUUCUACACUGAAAUCAGGUUUCAGACACACAGAGCAGCAGGCUUUAAUGUCUUGCUCGAGGGCACCUCAGCAGGGAGGAUGCAUUCUUAUUUUGGAGCUCUGAGCUCAGCUCCUCUUCCCUCUCAUCUACAUCUUCAAGUUGUGCCUGGAGGGUGCCAUUGUACAGCCUUUUUGAUUAAACUGCAUUCAGAACUAUGUUGCAAGAUUUAGAGAAUUAAAAAAGUGAACAUUUAUUUACCACAGCUUUUUCAAAAAAAAAAAAAGUGGUGAUUAGUGUAGAUUUUUGAUGCGAUUUUUCUUAUAGGUGUAGCGGAAACUUGUGGGCUGUAGCGGUGUCUUUGGGAUGAUUUCUGUAGUCUUAGAUAUUAACAAGGUGAGCCUUAUGGUAGUCUCCCUUUUUAAAAACAGUGCUUUUGAUCUUUGAGACUAAACUCACGUUACUUUCUAAGCUUAAGAAGAAAAAGAAAAAAAGAAAAACACAUGCAUAGUUUAACAGAAAGAAAUCUCAUGGUGCUUGAUUUUUGAUACAGCAGCUCCUGUAAUUUAUUUCAAACUAAUGGCCCUUAGAAGGAAAUGUUGAAAUGUGUUCAAAGUUCAUAUAAUGACAAGGCUCAUGUUGAUAAUCAAUGAAAACAUUUAGAUUUUUGUACCCUUAAUCACAGAGUAUGUCAGUGAGGUAGCUUGCUGUGCAUCAGUUACACCUGCCUGUCUCUUAAGCAUUAGUAACCUCCUCAGUUUAUUAUGUUGCAAAACAGAUUAUUUAUUUUGUUACAUCUCAAUAAAUGUUAUUUUAUUGCUUAAAGACAUCGAGUGUUGCAUUGGUUUCCACAAAGAAUCAUCUUUUUUCUUUUUCUUGGGUGUUGGAAGAGGCUGCAGUAGCUGCGUCACUCGGCCAGCAACACCU
Lates calcarifer (barramundi perch) is the source of this 4114-nucleotide messenger RNA. It is a transcript of the gene nab2, whose product is annotated as NGFI-A binding protein 2 (EGR1 binding protein 2). The coding region runs from base 616 to 2112 and encodes 498 amino acids. Gene Ontology annotation, cellular component: nucleus. The record is from RefSeq and is a predicted model, not a curated record. Gene Ontology annotation, biological process: negative regulation of DNA-templated transcription. Gene Ontology annotation, molecular function: transcription factor binding; transcription coregulator activity. Lineage: Eukaryota; Metazoa; Chordata; Actinopteri; Centropomidae. The transcript has 8 exons.